UCAAGUUCAACUGCAAAUUUACCGGCAUCGGGCAUUCUCAUUGCAUUAGCGAUUUGUAAAAUCCAACCAACUCAACUAACUAAAGAAAAACUAAGAAAAGUCUAGAGUAGACCCAACUCCGCAUCCCACUGAGAUCCUUUUAUCGGUUCAAUAAAAUAUAAAAAUACAUAUUAUUUACAUUUCAAUUUGAUCUUUGUCUUUUUAUAAACCAAAAACACCAAAAAUGCCAGCUUUGUUGCCAUUGGAAUCAAACCCAGAUGUCCUCACUAAGUACAUACACAAAUUGGGUGUGUCGGACGAUUGGUCAUUCAUCGAUGUCGUCGGGCUGGACCCUGAAAUGCUGGAAUGGAUUCCCAAACCUGUAAAGUCCAUCAUUUUGCUUUUCCCUUGUUCAGAAGCUUACGAAAAACAUCGUUUGGAAGAAAAUGAGAAGCUAUCCGGCAACUUGCCAAAGUUUGCUGCCGACUUGUUUUACAUGAGACAGUUUACCCAAAAUGCAUGCGGAACAGUUGCUUUGAUCCAUAGCAUUGCAAAUAACAAAGACAUCCCUUUAAAAGAUGGAGUUCUUAAGACAUUCCUAAAAGAAUCUCAAUCGCUCGAUCCCGAAGAACGUGGAAAGGCUUUGGAAAAAGAUUCCACAUUCCAAGAUUGCCAUCAGGAUCUAGCACAAGAAGGACAAACUGAAGCUGACCCUCAGGAGAAAGUCAAUCACCAUUUCAUUGCAUUUGUUCAAAAAGAUGGUGAACUAUAUGAGAUGGAUGGACGAAAGAACUUUCCAAUUAAGCAUGGUGUAACGUCUGAUGAAAAAUUUGUUGAGGAUGCCGCAAAGGUUUGCAAAGAAUUCAUGGCUCGUGAUCCUGAAGAGCUGCGUUUUACUGUAAUGGCAUUGGCCCCAACCCAAAACUAAAGAACCUGCCAUUGGUUACUUUGCAUCAUUCGUUUGACUGUGCAUUAUUUUGUGUUUCUUUUUUAUGUGCUCAGCUUGAAAUGUCUCAGUCGCUAUUGAUUAGCUUUUUUAAAAAAAAUUCUGUGUUAUCUGUGGUUUUCAAUUUAAUUGGAGGCAUAUAAUGCUACCAAUCACGCUUUUAUUUUGUCUGAAUUAAUAUUAAUUUCCUUAGCUUUUGUAUGAAUUUUAAAUAAUAAAUGUACGAACAAAAACUA
This is a messenger RNA of Eupeodes corollae, 1161 nucleotides long. RefSeq names its product ubiquitin carboxyl-terminal hydrolase (gene Uch). Gene Ontology annotation, molecular function: cysteine-type deubiquitinase activity. The transcript is spliced from 5 exons. The coding region runs from base 224 to 907 and encodes 227 amino acids. Gene Ontology annotation, cellular component: cytoplasm. The record is from RefSeq and is a predicted model, not a curated record. Gene Ontology annotation, biological process: protein deubiquitination; ubiquitin-dependent protein catabolic process. NCBI's taxonomy places the organism in Eukaryota, Metazoa, Arthropoda, Insecta, Diptera, Syrphidae.